AUUUCAGUCUCUUCGCUGAACUCCGUGCCGACGGAACGCGUGUAUAACCUGUGCUUGUAAAUGGGUGUCUUCAUAACGAAUUCGGUUCACAUUCUUGUGCACUUGCCAAUUGAGUAUAACGUGUUAUGCACAUCAAGAGACAGCAAAAAUGCGAUUUGAUAAACUGGUUAUUGUUUCGUUUUUAGUAAAAACCACCUGAACAACAUUUAAUAUCGCGGCGCGAUUAUAGGCGUGUAGGAUUGUGUCGCGUUAAUUAACAUUGAAUCUCAUAUGACUGUAAAAAUCGUUGAAAUCGUCAUCGAACAGAAUUAUAUAGAGCAAAAGUUAUGUCGAUAUCCAACGACCUGCUUGGCGCCUUCGAACAGAGGAAUGUUGGAAAGUUUCAGGAAGCGUUAGAGGUGUACGGAGCUGAUCCGAAUUUUUUGCUUAAAACGGUGGACAAAACCGUUUUCGAAGUCAUAUUGAGCACACCAAAUUCAUCGCAAUUCAUCAAACUAUGCAUCGACAACGGUGCCGAUUUUUAUAUGAAAAACACCAACGGACAGUACCCCCUACACUGUGUGAUCGAUUCACGUUGCCUGGACAAUCUCAAACAGGUGCAAAGUUUGUUUCACACAAUCGACGAUUCGUUCCUCCUCAAAUACUCGCCGUAUGCAAAUGUUAAAUUGGACAACGGACAGAAUUCACUUCAUAUGCUGGCCGAUGCGUUGACGAACGAUAAUUACGCGACCAUUUUCGGUAUGAUGAAAAUUCUCCUGUUGCAUGGAUGCAAUCCGAAUUUUCCGAAUUACGACGGUAAAACGGCAUUCUUUGUGUUGUUGGAACGACUACCACAAUUGCAGAAUCGGAACCAAAUUCUGGAUUAUUUUUUGGAAAAUGGGGACAUUGACUUUUUCACCCAUCGGGGAGAUGAAAUCGCCGAGAUGGUUAUGAAUGAAAAGCUGAAAUUCGAAUUGCCGCAACGUGAAGAUGUCGCCGUAAAUUUGGAUUUGCUGAUGUCGCUGCUAACGUCAACGGAUAUCAAUAAAUUUGAAACCUUAUUUCCGCUCUUCAAAACAUCUUGUGCAGACGCUGAAGCAUAUGCGGAUAGUUGUUCAUUGCUGAUGGAAAUCGCGGUCGACCGGUCCUUGAUAAACAUUGUCGAUCUGUUGAUAGACUAUGGCGUUGACAUCAAUAAAGUACCUAACGCUAGCAAACACAAGAUUCCGUCAACCUGCAGAGCAUGCGCCUGCGCCAGUCCGGGAAUUUUGCGAUUGUUCCUGUUACAUCCGAAAGUGAAACUAUCGUAUGGCAGCGACACGGAACGGAGCACUUUAUUGCAUCAUUUCUUCGACGAUUACAAGAAGCAAUCCUACUCAACGUUCAGACGAUUAGGUAUGCACGAAAUGUCUCUGAACCAGAAAAAAUGCUUCGAUAUGUUGAUGGUACACCCGAAAUGGAAUCGCGAUUUAACCAACUCACUGGACAAGGCCGGUCUGCCGGCGAUAUAUUAUUCGGUGCGGUACAAAAAGGAUUACAUUACACUCAGUCUGCUAAAGAACGGAGCGUAUAUCGGAAUGGCUGUCAAGGGUAUGCGGAAGAGUUUGCUGGAAGAGUUCUUGAACAGUACGAUUAGCACAAAUGAUCGCUUUACCGACGAUGACGAAUACGAAAUUAGAAUUGACUACAACUUCUUGGCGCCACCAUUUAAAGAACCGGCAAAUAAAAAGCGGCAAGGUAAGCUGUUGAUAUGCCCCAGUCAAGAUCAGUAUGUGGAAGAGAUGAAACCGUUGAAGAAGAUAGCAGAUAAUCCAGAUCUUCAACCACUCCUAUCCCAUCCGACCAUUGCAUCAUUCAUUUUACUGAAGUGGAAAAAGCUCAGCUUCGUAGUCUACAGUAAUCUGCUUCUGAUCGUCCUUUUCAUGAUCUCAUUCAUUCCAUUCACGGUGCUGUGUCAAACGAUUCCGGUCGAAGAACAGUCGCACAACAUUGGAUUCAUAACAUUUCAGGUGUUGUCGUUGAUCGUCUUAGUGUUCAUGAUUUUACGAGAAGCAACUCAAGCGAUGUUGUCGGUGAAACAAUACAUUUUCGAUAUGUCCAACUGGGUCGACAUCGCUCUGAUGACAUCGGCCCUAAUAAUACUCCUGUUCGAAACUCAGAUCCCGAACCAUUUGUCCCGACUGUUGCGUACCUUAGUCAUUUUACUAGCCGCUGCGGAAUAUUUCAAUGUUUUGGGCAUGGUUCCCAUAUUGAGCGUGUCCAUAUACACGAAAAUGUUCAAGCGAGUGUACAAAACGUUCGUUAAGUCGCUGGCCUUUUACUCGGUGAUGAUCCUUGCAUUCGCCUUCAGUUUCUUUUCGCUUCAGGGAGACAAAUUUUCGAAAGAUCUGAUGACAAUGGGUCAACCCAGUGGUUCGGCUAGUGCGAGCAAUGAUAUUCCAGCCACAAACGCAACAAGAAAUGAACGCUACAAUAACUUUUACACCGUUGGAUCGGCGGUUAUCAAAACAUUUGUGAUGUUAACAGGGGAGCUGGAGGGAAGCUAUGUACAUACGGAAGGUGUUUCCUACGCUUUGCUGUUCGUUGUAUUCAUCUUCUUGGUGUCGAUUGUGCUUUAUAAUCUAUUGAAUGCUCUAGCUGUUAGCGACACCCAAGAGAUAAGACGAGACGCAAAAUUGAUUGAUUUACUGCAACGCAUCAAAACAAUGCAGGCUAGUGAGGAGGCGAUAUUUAAGAGAAACUCACGAGUCGGCGACUGGCUGAAAUCGGUAAUCAGUUUGCUACCGAAAAGUCUACCCGAAGGCAGUAUAAUGCUGAAACCGAACCGAAGUUAUCGAAUUUACAUCAAACAAAACGGACCGAUUAUACUGAACGAUUGGCUGCACAAUCGAUUCAAGUUCUUCAAGUCCGAUGUGACAAUCAACUACGAUAUUAUGAAGGAAAUCCAUGAAGUUUUGAUAAGGAGACGCGAAGAGAAAGCACUCAGCGGUAUUCGACUGCUCAAAGAAAAUCGAUACACAAAAUUGUCGAAUGACGUCAUGAAAAUUGGUGAGCUGGUGCAUAACAUUCAAAUGAAUGUAAUAAAAUUACAGGCCGAAUUGUACAGCAUUAGGAAAGGAACGUAGUGGCAAUUCGAUGCUAAAAGCUUUUAGGUCAUUUGUGUCACUUUGUGUCUCGCUUUGUUACGUUGUUGUAAUAAAAUUCUGUUGAAUUUCA
Messenger RNA from Bradysia coprophila, 3195 nucleotides. Its product is annotated as transient receptor potential cation channel protein painless-like. Lineage: Eukaryota; Metazoa; Arthropoda; Insecta; Diptera; Sciaridae. Gene Ontology annotation, biological process: monoatomic ion transmembrane transport. The record is from RefSeq and is a predicted model, not a curated record. Gene Ontology annotation, molecular function: monoatomic ion channel activity; protein binding. Gene Ontology annotation, cellular component: transmembrane transporter complex; membrane.